Messenger RNA from Trichoderma asperellum CBS 433.97, 906 nucleotides. RefSeq lists its product as uncharacterized. The record is from RefSeq and is a predicted model, not a curated record. Lineage: Eukaryota; Fungi; Ascomycota; Sordariomycetes; Hypocreales; Hypocreaceae. Gene Ontology annotation, cellular component: plasma membrane.
AUGAAAUCGUCAACGAUCAUUUCCGGUGCCUUGGUGGCCGCAUCUCAAUUUUACACAGCUCUCGGCGCAACCCCUGUGAGAGUCGACGAGAUCAGCCAUGUGAUCCGAGCCAAUCUUCAAGUGCCAUCAGCACCGCCUGUGCCAGGCGCCGUUCGAUCACAGGGCUGCUGGAGUUCCCGAGGAAACAUGACGGCCACUACCGCCGUCAAGGCCACAGAAGUUUCUUCCGGUUCGUGCAACAAGUACUGCACGGCCCAGAAAUUCGCCGUUUCAGGACUGCAGGCUGAUGUGUGCUACUGCGGAAUGGUUUAUCCUCCCGCCGAUGAUGUGGUUGAUGACAACAAAUGCAAUUUCCCUUGCCCCGGCUAUGGCAAUGAGGCCUGCGGCAGUCUUGGAAACCCAGGUUUCUACAGCAUAUGGAACACUGGUAUCAACAUCAAUCCCCCCAAUUAUGUGCCCCCGUCAACGACAUCGUCGCCUUCUUCUUCUUCAACCAGCUCGACAUCUGAUUCUGAGAAAUCAUCGGCCGCCGCCAACCCUUCAAGCCCGGCUUCUCAGUCUGCAGAGGCAACUCCAUCAGAUGCACCAUCGGGAGGCUCAAAGAAAACCAACGUCGCUGGUAUCGCUGCGGGCACUGUUGUUGGCGUUGUCGUCCUGGGAGGCCUUCUGGGAGCUGCCUUUUUCACCAUGAGGCGAAGACGGAAUGCCGAAAUCGAGGAGGAACACCGCCGCAAUGCCGCCGUCAAUGCCUUCAUCAACGGCUCCAAGCCACCUUCUACCAGCGGUAGCAUUUCCAUGACCGACUCUCGCCUUGACCCCAUCAUGGCCCACCGCAGGCUCAGUGAUGGCAGUAUCGCAGACAAUGAGGAUUACUCUCGUCGUAUCUUGCGGGUCACCAACGCAUGA